AUGGCCAAAAAGAACUUCCAACGGGUGCACGGUGACCUCGCCUCUCUGCAAAAAUUGUUGCAACAAGUAGCGACCAAAAAUGACAGUCCCUCCUGGCUGAAGUUGUUUGCCUUUGCCCCAACAGCGCUUCGACUGCCUGCCAAAACGAAAUCCGAGCGCACCAGCACUUUGGCCACUGCAGUGAAAAAGAAUCUAGAUCUGUUCGACCGCGACAUUGAGAUCCCACCCCUGCAGUCUGCCAAAACCAAGAGGAAACGCAGCACGGACGAAGACAUAGCUCGUCGUGUCGGCGAAAAGAUUGAUGACGGGUCCGUUUCUGGUGCGAUGCGCAUUGUGAUGUCUACGGAUUCCGUCGCGGACAUCACCUCUGACACUCUGAAGGAGCUCAGAGCGAAGCACCCCGAAUUUGCGCCUCCGCCUGUGUCAGUCCUCAAUGCUGAUACACAUGUAGCGCCUCCCGUAACCGCCGCAGAUGUUUUUGCAGCCAUCCGCAGCUUUCCACGGGGCUCUGCUGCAGGACCAGACGGGUUGCGCCCUCAACAUCUAAUCGACAUAGUCGGUGGGAAAAUGGACGAUCACAGUGGACAAUUUUGCGAGAGCCUAGCUGCUGUUCUCAACGUUGUUUUGGAGGGAAAAGUGCCAGCUGAUAUCCGUCCUGCUUUCUUCGGUGGAAAGCUGCUGGCCUUGCGGAAGAAGGACGGCGGGCUGCGCCCCAUUGCGGUCGGAAUGACACUGCGCCGUGUCAUUGCCAAAAUUGUUUGCAGUAAAGUAGCGGAGCGGGCGGUUGCUGUUCUUUCUCCUGGACAAGUUGGCUUUAACGUACGUGGUGGGGCUGAAGCAAUAGUACACGGAACCAGACAAUUUAUCAACGAGAAUCCCGAAAUUACAAAAGCCAUCGUCAAAGUGGAUUUCCGUAAUGCGUUCAAUACAGUUUCGCGAGAAGUAGUGCUCGACGCUGUGAAAUCGCACUUCCCGGAAUAUUUCGCCUUUUUCCAGUCAGCUUACGGACAUCAUUCUUCACUGUUCAUCGGUGAACAUGUUAUGUCUUCCGAAUCCGGAGUGCAACAGGGUGAUCCGUUGGGCCCGCUAUUGUUCUGUCUAGCUUUGCAAGCCGUAAUUCUCACCCUUAAUACCGAGUUAAACGCUUGGUACCUUGACGACGGGACGCUUGGCGGUCUCCCAGAAAGUGUACAGGAGAAUUUAGCUCGAGUUAUUGAAGGUGCUCGGAGAAUUGGAUUGGAAAUUAACGUUACAAAGUGUAAACUAUACGUUUCUGGCGGGUCGGAGACAGCUCAGCAGAAAGCAGUAGAUGAUUUUCUUGUCCAACACCCCGGUGUCCGUGUAAUGUCCAGCUCCAGUCUGACUUUGCUUGGAGCUCCUGUCUUGGACGCCGCGAUCGCCCCCCUGUUUGCCGAGAAAGCGCAAUCGUUGGCCACGGUGUGUGAGCGGAUGCAGCUGCUCCCACGUCACCACGCGCUUUUCCUUCUACGCCACUGCCUCGGUGCACCAAAGAUCGUAUACAUGCUGAGAUGUAGUAAUGCCUGGAAAUACUCAGAGCAAUUGUAUAAAAUCGACGAAUCUUGCGUUCCUGCUUCCAACAGUUGUGCAACGUCCGAACCAAUCACGAUGACUAUCCCAGCUGGCGUCAGGCGAGCCUCCCGGUUAGCAGAGGUGGUAUUGGCUUACGUCGCUCGGAGGAAUUAG
Molecule: messenger RNA, 1704 nt
Organism: Paramacrobiotus metropolitanus
Lineage: Eukaryota; Metazoa; Tardigrada; Eutardigrada; Parachela; Macrobiotidae
Exons: 2
Coding region: 1-1704 (567 amino acids)
Source: RefSeq, a predicted model, not a curated record